Messenger RNA from Symbiodinium necroappetens, 2433 nucleotides. Lineage: Eukaryota; Dinophyceae; Suessiales; Symbiodiniaceae. The record is from the annotation of a GenBank genome assembly.
AUGGGAGUUUCAGAUCUAGAUAGACAAAUCGAUCAGCUCAAAAGGUGCGAAUACAUCAAAGAAGCAGAAGUCAAAGCCCUGUGCUCGAAAGCGCGGGAUAUCCUCGUCGAGGAAUGCAAUGUGCAGCGAGUAGAUGCUCCUGUCACAAUUUGCGGAGACAUCCACGGGCAGUUCUAUGACCUGGUGGAACUCUUCAAGGUAGGUGGUGAUUGCCCAGAGACAAAUUAUUUGUUCAUGGGCGACUUCGUUGACAGAGGAUUCUACAGUGUGGAGACUUUCCUGCUGUUAUUGGCCCUGAAGGUACGCUACCCCGACCGAAUAAUGCUGAUACGGGGCAACCAUGAAAGCCGCCAGAUAACUCAGGUUUACGGAUUCUACGACGAAUGCCUCCGAAAGUAUGGUAGCGUGAACGUGUGGCGAUACUGUACAGAGAUCUUCGACUACCUAGCCUUGGCUGCGCUCAUCGAGGAUCGCGUUUUCUGUGUCCACGGCGGGCUAUCUCCUGCAAUCAACACUUUGGAUGAUGUGCGCAGCAUCGAUCGCAAGCAGGAGGUCCCCCACGAGGGUGCCAUGUGCGACCUGAUGUGGUCAGAUCCAGAGGACCUAGACGGCUGGGGUCUGUCCCCAAGAGGUGCCGGCUAUCUCUUCGGUGCUGACGUUGUCAAGGGGUUCAACCAUACAAAUGGGAUUGAGCUCAUUGGACGUGCUCACCAGCUAGUCAUGGACGGCUAUAAGUGGAUGUUCAAUGAGGCUCUUGUGACUGUCUGGUCUGCGCCAAACUACUGCUACCGGUGUGGGAAUGUGGCUGCGAUUCUAGAGUUUGACGAGAACUUGAAGCAGUCUUUCCGCAUCUUUGAGGUUGGAGAGGACUGGAAGUUUUGUGCAAAUCCUCGUGGCAAGACGCCAGCAGAAGAGGUUAUCUUAGAAGCUUUCAGGAUGCUCGUUGACACCUGUCACGGUUCCAAGAUGCUCAAGCUCAAGCUCGUGAUGUCCUUCCUCGCCGUGGGCACGGCUGUGCCAGAGGAAGCUCCAAGUUCCGUGCUUGUUGAACUGGACGGAAAUGGCCAAGCCUCGAUGGUUGAGGCUGGCAAGAGACCAUUUCACAAAGACGCGCCGAAGUACGACGACGUCGAGAGAGCCCUGCAGGCGGCGAACCUGACGAGCAGCGAGCGCCAGGAGGUUGAGAAGACCCUCGAUGAUUUUCUCAACAAGUCGGAGCUGCCGAAGCCACAGGCCUCCCUGGUCCAGCUGGCGGCUUUUGCACCGGUCAGCGCGGCAGGCCCCGCACCGGGGCACACCGUGGCCUUAAAGAACCACACGGAGGUUGUCACCAAGCGCGGCACGGACCCCCAGUUGAAAGCUCUCAACGACCAACACGAUAAUCUCACACACCUGGUCCACGACCAGGCUGAAGCUGUGGCACACACUUCUGCGACCAUGAGUCGCAACAAGGAGGAUGUGGACAGACAAGCUGCUGAAGUCGAUCGGGUCGCCGACCUCUAUGGUCAGUCGCAUGCUAACACGAAGAAAGCCGAGGAUGCCUACAAGGCUCAUUUGGUUGCUUUGGCAAUUGCAAAGAAGCGACGUGACGAUUUGAAGCAGAAGGCGGACGACGCACGCAAGACCCUUGAGACGGUGGUGCCAGAGUACAAUGCUGCUGAGUACAAACUCGGGAUCCUGAUGUCGCAGACUCCCUGGCUGAAGGAUGAAGCAAAGAAGAAAGAGGCCGAAGAAGGGAAGCGUGCCGACGACCUCGAAAACACAGAGAACAAGAAGAAAGAGAUGCAGGACAAGUUGAACGGGGAUGACAAAGCUUUGCAGGCUGCGAUCUCCAAGCUCAACGGUCUCAACGGUGAUCUCAAGAGAAUAGAGGACAAGAUUGAGCACUGGAACAGUGCGUCCUCAUUGGCCGAAUCUGAGUGGGUCAGCUGCGGACUCGGACAAAUGCAGAGAAAAGACGGGCCAAAGAUACUGAUUAGCUACUUCCGGGCUUUGGAGUUGGCUCAAACCUUGGGUCCUCGCCCACAGGCCGAAAGUAUUUUUGAAGUUUGGGUAGGUGCUGCAUCCAGUCUGUUUUCCCAAAGCUGGCGAGAGCCGGCCACGACUACGAUGCUGGCGAGCACGGAGGAGGCUAUCGGCAGAACCACUGUCGCUUCUGCACGAAGGCAUGGCAACGUCCGUAGGAGGUUGGCUUCUUUGCACCGUCCUGCCUUAAUUUGUUUGGUUUUGUCCGUGGCUGCGACGGCGUUUGUGAACGUCGAUCCUAGAGCUGGCAGCAGAGCAUCUCAACUUCCGAGACAAGCACGCAUGAGUCCAGCUGCAGUGGAGUCCAAUGACCUUGAGUACAUGCCCAUGAAGAUGGCCAGCUUUGCCACAGGCAUCCUGAGACCUUUCUUUGUCGUUCAGGCUGGGCCUAUGUUACAGGCAGAGUGA